This is a messenger RNA of Rodentolepis nana, 1338 nucleotides long. Lineage: Eukaryota; Metazoa; Platyhelminthes; Cestoda; Cyclophyllidea; Hymenolepididae. The record is from the annotation of a GenBank genome assembly.
AUGAGCACAAUUUCCGAAACACUGUUGAAUCGGAUCGAUGAAGUCAAUGACAGGUUUAAUGAAACUGUGGCAAUGAAGAAGUCAGACAGUGAAAAAGAUGAAAAUGUGGAGGAACUCACCAAGAAGAAAUCCUCCAAAUGGGAGAAAUUUGGAAUCGGCCUCAGCCUGGGUGUUUGCUACUCGGCCAGUACUGGAGGCAUGGGAACUCUAACCGGAACUCCAACGAAUCUUGUCAUCUACAAUCUUCUCACUGAUGUGUAUGGACCAGAUACGGGCCUGAAUUUCGGUUCAUGGAUGGCUUACGCCUUUCCCAUAUCCCUAUUGACUCUAUUCUGCAUUUGGUUUGUGAUCUGUAUCAUUUAUCUCGGCCCAAAACAAUUAUUUCGCUGUUCAAGACGAAAACGCAGGUUUAGCACGGGUUCAAUAGAAAGUGUUCUUGCAAAUGAAGAAAAUAAAAACGAGUGCAAUAAACAUGAAGAAAAUGAUGAAAUUUCCUUGGCCUGUAUAGUGAAACAGAUUCUUACCGAAGAAGAGGAAGUUCUCGGACCCAUGACUUGGGCAGAAGGAACAGUUUUAACUCUUUUUAUCUCCGUGGUAAUUCUGUGGAUAACAAGAGAGCCUGGAAUUCCCGGUUGGUCGAGACUUAUGCCGUCUAAAACGAAUUCGAAAAGUAGGGUUAUUAACUAUGUCGGUGACACCCAGCCAAUAGUUUUGAUGGCGUUUCUUGCAAUGGUCCUGCCAUUCAAUAAUCCAUUCAAAAUACGCGCUAGACCAGACGAAACUCGCAAGGAGGCCUGGCAGAGAAUAAAUCGACCUCUCCUACCCUGGGCUGUAGCUGAAUCCAAAUGCGCUUGGGGAGUCGUUGUUCUAAUUGGCGGUGGCUUUGCCCUUUCAAAAAUAGUAACGUCGUCGGGUCUGUCAACAAUUAUCAGCGAUUAUUUGAUCGGAGUUGGCAAGGUGCCAAUAUUUGUAAUAGUCUACCUCCUGACAAUGAUGUCCUCAUUUAUAACGGAAAUGGUAUCAAACACCGCCACCGUCUCGAUUCUCACUCCCAUCAUGUUCGAACUCGCGAGUAAAUUAUCGCUUCAUCCGUUGACGCUGGCACUUCCUCUCGUAAUGGCAACCUCCCUGGCGUUCACCUUGCCUGCCGCCACCCCACCAAACGCCAUCAUUAUUGCCAAGGGUCGCGUUCGCCUGCUUGAAAUGAUGAAAACGGGAUUCUUACUUAAUCUGCUGGCUCAAAUCAUUGUGACCGUUUGCACGAUGACUUACGGCGUGGCGUUGUUUAAUCUGGAUACUGUUCCGAACUGGGCAGUCAACAUUACUGCCAACAGAUAG